Messenger RNA from Salmo salar (Atlantic salmon), 1380 nucleotides. RefSeq names its product cytochrome c oxidase assembly homolog 11 (yeast) (gene cox11). Gene Ontology annotation, cellular component: mitochondrial inner membrane. Gene Ontology annotation, molecular function: copper ion binding. The record is from RefSeq and is a predicted model, not a curated record. NCBI's taxonomy places the organism in Eukaryota, Metazoa, Chordata, Actinopteri, Salmoniformes, Salmonidae.
CGCAACCAUGCAAUUAGGGAAAGAGAGAUGGAAUAAAAAAGUAUGAAAAACAGAAAGGAAAAGAAAGACAGCAAUGUUAAGCUGAGGUCCCUGUGGAGAGAGAGCCUAAUGGGUAAUACUAAACUACUCUAAUUCCAUGCGUCUCUGUCUACUACAGCUAGUUGAACCCAGAUAGGAGCAGCACCUGACUCGACUGAAGCUUGAACUUAUAAACCCACUGCAGUCAUGCUACUCCCCAUCCUUGUCCGUGAGUCCCUAUGCUGCUCAAAGAACUCUGUCUUACUGACAUCCUCAAACAUACAGACCUGUAUCAGGGGUCUUCAGGGCGAGGGAGCCAGGGGCUUCCACAGCUAUGCCCAGUGGUUCCUCUGUAGGAGGGUCCCCUCACGCCUCAACACCCAAAUACGGGGGGUCAAGAGUCGUAAGAGCCAGACCAAGCAGCAGGAGGAUGAGUGGAGGAAGAGGAACAAGACGGUGCUGACGUAUAUCGUUGCUGCAGGGGUGGGGAUGAUCGGCAUGUCCUACGCUGCUGUACCCCUCUACAGACUCUACUGCCAGGCGUCCGGUCUGGGUGGGACGGCGGUGGCAGGUCACGAUGCAGAGCAGGUGGAGACAAUGACGCCGGUGAUGGACCGCAUCAUCAAGAUCACCUUCAACGCUGACACACACGCCAGCAUGCAGUGGAACUUCCGGCCGCAGCAGUCUGAGAUAUACGUGGUUCCAGGAGAGACUGCCCUGGCCUUCUACAGAGCCAAGAACCCCACAGACAAACCUGUUAUUGGGAUCUCCACCUACAACGUAGUGCCCUUUGAGGCUGGACAGUACUUCAACAAGAUACAGUGUUUCUGUUUUGAGGAGCAGCGGUUGAACCCUAAAGAGGAAGUGGACAUGCCCGUGUUCUUUUACAUCGACCCUGAGUUUGACGAGGACCCGCGUAUGGCCCGUGUCGACACCAUCACCCUCUCAUACACCUUCUUCGAGGCCAAGGAGGGACAGAAACUACCCCUCCCCGGAUAUAGUCCGAUUUCCCUACACAGCUGAAGAUUGGCCACAUACUAUUUACUGUUCUCCUCAGAGCUGCUGAGUUAGGCCAAUAUAUACAGGCAUUCAAUCCAUAGAUUGGAUUUAGUGCUGAGACACAUUUCGUCACUACAGGAUGUUACAGAAAAUGUUAAGGUGUGUGUAUUAGAGACAGAUGAUUGCUGUAAUAUCAGUCAUCCAUCCCUGAAUCAGAGAAUGCAAAGAUAAUAUACAAAAAUGAUCAUGUACAGAGAAGGGGUUAUGUAAAAAUGUUGUCCAUGUGAUGAAUAGUUAACUUAUCAAGUGUCUUUAAGACUGUACAGUGUUCUUCAAUCAAAUAAAUUAAGAUUUGAGCUUUGA